AUGCAGAUUUUCAUGAAGACCCUGACAGGGAAGACCAUCACUCUCAAGGUUGAACCUUCAGAUACAAUAGAAAAUGUAAAGGCCAAGAUCCAGGAUAAAGAAGGAAUCCCUCCUAACCAGCAAAGACUGAUCUUUGCUGGCAAGCAACUGGAGGAUGGCCAUACUUCGUCUGACUACAACAUUCAAAAGGAGUCCACCAGGGCUUCCCUGGUGGCACUUCGUGGUGGUGCUAAGAAAAGGAAGAAGUCUUACACCACUCCCAAGAAGAACAAGCAUAAGAGAAAGAAGGCUAAGCUGGCUGUCCUGAAAUACUGUAAGGUGGAUGAAAAUGGCAAAAUCAGUAGUCUGCGUCAGGAGUGCCCUUCAGAUGAAUGCGGUGCUGGAGUUUCCACGGCCAGCCACUUUGACAGACACUAUUGUGGCAAAUGUUGCACGGAACUAUUAGCACGGAACUAUUAG
Molecule: messenger RNA, 459 nt
Organism: Balaenoptera ricei (Rice's whale)
Lineage: Eukaryota; Metazoa; Chordata; Mammalia; Artiodactyla; Balaenopteridae
Product: ubiquitin-ribosomal protein eS31 fusion protein-like
Exons: 2
Coding region: 1-459 (152 amino acids)
Biological process (GO): protein ubiquitination; translation; modification-dependent protein catabolic process
Cellular component (GO): ribosome; cytoplasm; nucleus
Molecular function (GO): protein tag activity; structural constituent of ribosome; ubiquitin protein ligase binding
Source: RefSeq, a predicted model, not a curated record